Cokeromyces recurvatus is the source of this 3743-nucleotide messenger RNA. RefSeq lists its product as uncharacterized. Gene Ontology annotation, biological process: autophagosome maturation. The transcript has 2 exons. Lineage: Eukaryota; Fungi; Mucoromycota; Mucoromycetes; Mucorales; Mucoraceae. The coding region runs from base 27 to 3611 and encodes 1194 amino acids. The record is from RefSeq and is a predicted model, not a curated record. Gene Ontology annotation, cellular component: cytoplasm.
ACCUCCAUGACGCAAUAAAAUCAGACAUGGACAAAGAAUUAAACAACUUAAUAUCAAACUAUAAAUCGAGUCUUGAGAAAUUAACCGAUAAAAUAAGUACAAUUAACUCAUCUCAACAACAUGAUCAUUCAAGUAAUGUCAAUGAAGAACAUUUGUCUGAAAAACUAAAGUUAAAGGAUGAAGUCCAAUCAAGUCAAUUGGCUGUACAACUUUAUAUUGAUAAUAUGAUCUGGAACCUCUUUUCUCGAACAGAAUUACAGCAUAAUACUUUAUUAUUUAAUAAUGAUCAGAAUAGAGUUAAUGAUAAAAAACACUUGAUGAGACUCAUUUUGACUUUGUUCGAGAUUGAUAAAAAAGAUGAAGGAAAAAACACAAACGAGUUUUUGGCACAGUUGCACGAAUGGAUGCUUAAUGUUAUGAACAUCUAUCUUCGUAUAUGUACAUUAUCCGAGAAAAAGAAAAUAUUGCAAUUAUUAAUAAGUACACGACACAUUUCUUCUUGGGCUAUUCCACUUAUUCAAUAUAAUAUAAAGGACAUUGCGAGAAUAGAUGAUUAUAUUGAGAUUUUGGAUAUGGUAUUUUUUAAUUAUAGACCUCCAGAUCAAAAAUGGAUUUGGACAGAAGAGGACUUUCUUUCAGUUUUAGAUCAGCUCGCUAUUGACUUUCAUUACAGUAAACUAUUAGAGACAGUUGAAGUCGAUGAAGACCCUAAAGUUGUUUUCAGAUUUACUCAAAGAUUGGCUACUUCACUUAUGGGAGCUAUACGUCGAUUUUCAGCAAUGAAUAACUUUAAUAAACGUUUGUCACAAACUUUAAUACAAAUCUCGACUUUGCUUAUCGACUCUGUAACUGAAAAAGGCUGGCAUUGUCAAGAUGAGAUUGAUAUGUUCAUAGCUCAGAUUGUUUAUGAUUUAUAUAAUUUACGAAAAUCUGGAUGGUUUUUCUUACCUAAUAUACCCUUUAAACAUGUAUCUAUAAAUAAGCUUUGGGAAAUAACUAUUCAUCUUUUACAAAUCAAAUGGAUAGAGAAGCCUACGACUAUGAAUGAUGUCUUGGAUGGCCAUUUACCAAAUAUCACUCGAUUUCAGUAUGACUUGCAUGAUAAUCAGAUACAGGCAGUCUUCAUGCUAACUUGUCUUACCAAUAUCGCUAUUUGUAUACCGUCUAGAAUAGAUCAAAUUAGUUCUGUGAAUAAUUCAUCUUCUUCAGAUACUGUCAUCUCUGCUUGUAUCGUCAGUAUUAUUGCUUAUACCCUUUUCGACGUAGCCUUUGUAGAUAAAGAACUGCGUGAAAUAUUUUACAAAGAUGUUCGUGAUCAUUUAAGUCUUAUUUGUCAACAUCAUUCGUUCGUUGUAUCCUUACUUUUCCGUUGGACUGUGGAGCAGAUUGAUGUGAUGGGACGUAUGGCAUUAUAUCUGUUUCAUUCGAUUAAUUUAGAUAACUGGAUCCUAUUACAUGAUGAUUUGAAAUUAUUGCAUAAGCUCUUUUCUAAUCAUAUAUUUAUGAUACGAAUUCAGUUUGGAAAAUAUAUAAUAGAGCAUUUGAAUUAUGACUAUAAAUCAUGCACAAUUGAUUCAAAUAUAUCCAAAUCGCAACCUUGGCGAAGUCGAAAGACACCUGUUCUUCCUUAUGAUAUUCAUGAAGAAAUUGCCUUUAUACUUUUAGAUGCUUGCCAACAAUUUCAACCUUUAUUACCAGACAAUAGAAUGAAGAGUAAUGAAAGUAAAAAUUCGAUUGAACUCAUGAGUACAGCUGUCUCUACUUAUCUGCCUCUUUCAGAUCAAAUUCAGUUAUUAAAAUCUGUCUCUACAAAUUAUCCUCAAUCAAACAAUCAUCAACUAGCUUUUCAUUUUAUUCACUGGGCCUGGUCAAUAGCCAUUCGUCUCAAACUUUAUGACAGUCCAGUUUCUUCACGAGCAAGUGAGCUUGAGGAUUUGAUCACGUUACCAUUUUUAAAACUUGUGCUUCAUCAUCAUCCUUCUGCCUCUGCUUUACAUAGUGCAUUACUUGUCUAUAUCUCCUUUAUACUCUCAACUACUAGCCGCCACUUUUUGCGAUUUGAGGCAAAUCAUGGAUGGAUAAAACUGCUCAUCAUUUUGAAACGCGGUAAAGCUGAAGCUAUUUUGCAGAUCUUUAGUGACAUGAUUCCUUCCUUUGUCUAUAUGCAUGGCGAUGAUUUUUUUAACGAUUCAAGCCUUGUCGAUUUUUUGAAGCAUAUGAUUGAAUUAAAAUCAGAUCCCAUGUUAAACAGGGCACUGGAACAUGUCAUGAAGCUCAAGGGAAGCCAACGGGGGCCAUCAAGUGGUGUAGGUUAUGUGAUUGGUUCACAUAUUUGGCAUGCACAAGUGAUUGAUUCUGCCAGUCAUCUUCUAGAGGAAGACGGCAAAGGAUUUUCAUAUGUGGAUCUAAUGUUACACUCAUGGUUUAAAACGAUCUUUCAUAGAGAUGAUUGGAUAUGGCAGCAUCAUUACGUGAGUCUAGUAGACUUACUAUGUAAAUUUGCAUUUCUACUUGGACGACAUCAUUUAAUUCAUCAUAUGUUGACUGAAGAACAAAAAGAGAUGGAAGCUAUUAAAGUCCAGAAUACCUCCCCACGUCUAACACGUCUACUGAAGAAUAUCAUUCCUGAGGUUCCCUUCAAAACUCUUUUAGUAGGUGAAUGGUCUCUUUUAAAGGCAAAUACGUUCAAUAAACAACCUGGUGUUGAAGAUGAGUUAUACUGGUUUGCCUAUGAGGUGCUCGUGAUGGAAACCGUCAUAGAGGCUCCAUUACGGGAUGAACUAAGCCAGAUACUUGUAAAUCAGUUCUCUAGAUCACUUGCUACUGAUCAACUUCGACAAAGGGAGCAUCAAAGGGGACUCAAGGCAUCCAUUGAUAUUUUGCAAAUACAUAAACAAAUCCCAUCAUCAAGUCAAAAGCCUCUUGAUUUUUUCGUUAUCUAUCGAUGGUUGCAGCAUAUGCUUAUCAUGCCUAUGGAUCAUCCUUUGUUACCAUUGUAUUGUCAAAUGUUCUUUAGUCUUUAUUAUCAACCCAUUAUUGAUGAUCAAGUGUCGAUGGGUUAUUUGUUUUUCAGUAAAAGACCUGAACUCAUUAUGAAGCUACGUGAUUAUAUUGCUAAUGUACAGACCUAUUAUGGGAAAAAGAUAGCUCAUGAUUCAGGACUUAGCCAUAUCCUUCAGCAAUUUUAUUAUUCCAUAUGGUUAUGGCUUGGGAAUGAAGAUAUGAUUCACUUUGAUAUAAACAUGACCGCUCUACCGUCACAAUAUAAUGUGCAUAGACUUAAACUUUGCUAUGCGAAAAGGGAGUCAGAACAACCGUGGCAUCAUAUUCAAACAUGUUGGACAGAAUUAGUAGAUGUCAAGAAGUUGGAGCAUGAUUUUUUAGUGUUCCCCUGGGAAGGAUCUGAAAAAUUUAUUGAUGAUGAUGAUCAUAGCGGUUCUAACCCUAUUCUUAUUGCUGACGAUUCCUUAUCAAUGGUCACAACUUUACGACAUCGUUCAAGAUUAAUCACAAAUGAGUCCACAAUUAUGCCUUUACCUCCUAUUAUCAUAAAUGAACCAAAUGUCUCUACUUUUAUUAAAAGAAGAAGUAAUACGACUAUAAUAGAAUAAAUCUUUUUUUGUAUAGUAUUUUUUUUUUUCAUCCUCCCUUUUCUUGAAGAAGAAAAAAAAAAAAAUCAAUCAAAAUAUCAAUCAAAAAAUCAAUUUGGCUUAAUGCGGUAAUUAAAAAAAAAAAUAACUGUC